UUGAAAUGGCUCAGGAGACAAACCAGACCCCAGGGCCCAUGCUAUGUAGUACAGGAUGUGGAUUUUAUGGAAAUCCUAGGACAAAUGGGAUGUGUUCUGUUUGCUACAAAGAACAUCUUCAGCGACAGCAGAAUAGUGGCAGAAUCAGCCCAAUGGGGACAGCUAGUGGUUCAAACAGUCCUACCUCAGACUCUGCAUCUGUACAAAGAACAGACACUGGCUUAAACAGCUGUGAAGGUAUUGCUAGUAGCACAUCUGAAAAAACAAGAAAUGUACCUGUUGCCGCUUUGCCUGUAAUGCAGCAAAUGACAGAAAUGAGCAUUUCAAGAGAGGAAAAAAUAUCACUGAAAACAGAGACCAAGCCAGUUGUUACUCAACCAAGCCCAUCAGUUUCUCAACCUAGUACUUCACAGAGUGAAGAAAGAACUUCUGAACUGCUUAAACCAAAGAAGAACAGGUGUUUUAUGUGCAGAAAGAAGGUUGGCCUUACGGGAUUUGAUUGCCGAUGUGGAAACCUAUUUUGUGGACUUCACCGUUAUUCUGACAAGCAUAACUGCCCAUAUGAUUACAAAGCAGAAGCUGCAGCAAAAAUUAGGAAAGAGAAUCCAGUUGUGGUGGCUGAAAAAAUCCAGAGAAUAUAAACUAGCCUACUUGUGAAAAGACUGACUUUUGUGUUAUUUUAAUAUACUCUAGGAAAGCAUUAAAGAGCAGAUGCAUGGCCAUUUUCCUUUGUUCUCCAAAGUUUUAAUUUUAGCCGUGUCUGUCUUAGUGAUAUUUCAGAAUGUUUGGGUGUUUGUUACAGGCAGAAUUUGAUAGAU
Messenger RNA from Mesitornis unicolor (brown roatelo), 818 nucleotides. It is a transcript of the gene ZFAND5, whose product is annotated as zinc finger, AN1-type domain 5. The transcript has 5 exons. Gene Ontology annotation, molecular function: DNA binding; zinc ion binding. Bases 6 to 641 code for a protein of 211 amino acids. Lineage: Eukaryota; Metazoa; Chordata; Aves; Mesitornithiformes; Mesitornithidae. The record is from RefSeq and is a predicted model, not a curated record.